AUGGCCCCUAAAAUUCCUUCAGUGAUUUCUUGCUCAUCCCGAGCUAUACUUGACUAUGAGCUCGGCGAAGUCCGCGCCGGUCUUGAACUCACCGAAACUGAGGACAGCUGGAACAAGAUAUCCAAUGCCCUUCUCCGUCUUAACGCCUUGGCAGUUGGCUCUGCUGCAGAUUUUCCAUCACAGCUCAUAACAGCAUUCAAAUCCUUCGCACGGCCCAUCAUCAACUCUCUUAACUCGGAGCGUUCGAGGCUAUCGGGCUGUGCCACGGAUGUGCUCACUACGCUUGCGACUCACCUCCGACGGCCCUUUGAAGCUCUCAUCCCUCUUUUCGUACCAACCCUCCUCUCUCUUGCCUCUCGAUCCAACAAGGUAUUCAUCGCAAGAGCCAAAGCAUGCUUAUUGGCAAUUGUCGAGAAUGUCCAGUCUCCUAUAAUUUUUCCUCUUCUCCGGCAUGCCGUUUCGGACAAGUCGGUUAAUCUUCGUCUAACCGCAACAGACCUCGUUGUGGCUUGCCUCAACUGCUACAACCCACCGGACCUCGAGACACCGAAUAGAGCAGAGGACAUUGAGGCCGUCAUGCGAGCUACUGCUAGAGACGCCAGCGCCGACGUUCGCAAGAGUAGCCGGAAGGCCUUUGAGGCCUACAAGAUUCUCUUUCCUUCCAGAUUAGAUUCGUGA
Messenger RNA from Fomitiporia mediterranea MF3/22, 678 nucleotides. RefSeq lists its product as uncharacterized. Gene Ontology annotation, cellular component: spindle microtubule; mitotic spindle; mitotic spindle midzone. The transcript has a single exon. Gene Ontology annotation, molecular function: microtubule binding. The record is from RefSeq and is a predicted model, not a curated record. Gene Ontology annotation, biological process: mitotic spindle assembly. Bases 1 to 678 code for a protein of 225 amino acids. NCBI's taxonomy places the organism in Eukaryota, Fungi, Basidiomycota, Agaricomycetes, Hymenochaetales, Hymenochaetaceae.